AUGGGUGGCCUGUGGACAAACGUUUUUAAUUUCGUGACGGCCCAAUGGUCUCUCGUUUCACCAGACUGGGGCAGAACUUCCCGCCAAGACCGGUUGCACGUCCACGAGCCGAGCUGGCACCGCUAUGUCCGGGCCAGCGAGUCCAGGACAAUCCGGCCCGUUGGCAUCGUACCUCAUCUCACCCGCGGCGCCGUCACGAACCCUUGGGGCUUUAUCAAUGGAGAGGGAGGACCCGCGAUAUUCGACCGUGCGGAGCAGGCGGACGAAGCUCCCUCUGUCACGGUCGAUUUCGGCCAGAACACCGUUGGCAUCCUGUCGAUUUCAUUCGCCGGGUCGUCGUCGGCCUCUUCAACUUUGCCGGGCGAGAACGGGAAAAAUUCUAAAGACGAUGGCUAUGGCAGACCGGGCAUACGACUCGCCUUCUCCGAGACGCUACGGUUCCUGAGCAACGUCAGCGACUUCUCGCGCUCCUAUAACGGAGACACCAUCACCCCCGGCAGCGACCAGAUCGCAGUCCCCAAAGACCCUUACGUCUGGAUGGCGAAGCACGGAUGCCAGCACCGCGACGCCGCCGACGGGAAGGGCCAGGUCUGUGCGGACGGCCUGCACGGCUUCCGCUACCUGCGUAUCUACCUCGACGCCCUACCCGCCGACUCGCCGCACGCCGUCCCCUACGGCCGCGUCGAGAUCUCCAACCUCUCUCUAGCCCUUUCGGCAUUUCACGGCACGCCCGACACCUUCAAGGGGUGGUUCGAAUGCAGCGACGAGGAGCUGACGGGCUGGUGGUUCGACGGGGUGUACACCAACGACCUCUGCGUAGACACUUUUCGCGGCAGCGAGGACGCCGAGCCGCGGGGGGCGGGGAGCGAGACGCUAGAGGGGAAGGUCGUCAUCCACGACGCGCCUAAGAGGGACCGGGACCCGUAUGUCGGAGACCUGGCGGUGGCGGCGCUGACGGGAUACGUAUCGCACGGGAAGGGAACGGUGAGCGAGGCCAGCAGGAACGUGUUGGCGGAUCUGGCGGCGCAUCAGAGGGGCGACGGCUGGAUUCCACCGGCGAGCAUAAGCAUGAACUACACGCUCCCCCUGUUCGACUAUCCCCUUUGGUGGGUCGUUUGCAGCCACGACUACGUCUGGUAUACGGGCGAUCUGGACUUCCUCUCGGCUCACUACACUAACCUCGUCGCCGUGCUGGACCGCUGGUAUCCCUCCGUCACUGAUUCGGCGACUGGACUCGUGACCAAAGGCCUGAACGGGACGGCCGGGUACGGCGAUUAUGCAUUCGUACCACGGCAGGGCCCGGUGACGUACUAUAACGCGCUGUACGUGCUCGCGCUGCGGCGGGCGGCGGAGAUGGCGGUCGAGGCCGGCAGGGAUGUGGAUGCGGAGCGGUGGCGGCGGCGGGCGGGCGAGGUCUCGAGGGCCCUGGCGGAGAGGAACUUCGACGAAGCGGUCGGCGCGUUCUGGGACGGCACGAGGGACGGGGUCUUCGUGGACGCGCACGCGCAGGACGGGAACAGCAUCGCGAUCCUCGCUGACGUGGUGGGCGGAGCGAGGGCAAGGGGGGUCCUAGGGUACUACGCGCGAGCGGCGGCGCGGCCGUACGGGAACGCGUUCUACGACUCGGACGCCGUGGGGGAGGGGUUCGGCGAGCGGGUGUACGCGUUCGUGUCCUACUUUGAGCUGGCGGCGCGGUUCAAGUCCAGGGCCGGGCGUAGCGCCGUCGAGGAGAUGAGGAGGCUGUACGGGUGGAUGUCGCGCGGGGACCCGGGGGUGACGUUCUGGGAGGGGAUCGGCCCGGGCGGGAGGCCGUACGAGGACAGGUACACGAGCAUGGCGCACGGGUGGGCGACGGGGCUGGUGCCGCUGAUGAGCGGGUGGGUCCUGGGCGUGAAGCCGACGGGGCCCGGGUUCCGGUCGUGGAGCGUGACGCCGGACCUGGCGGGGUUGAGGUGGGCCCGUGGGGUCGUGCCGACGCCUGGGGGUGAAGGGAUCGAGGUCGAGUGGGAGGACCGGGGGGGCGGGGACGUCAGGAUCCGGGUGAGGGCGCCGGAUGGUUCGAGCGGGGUUGUCGGCAUCCCGGUGAGAGACAAGCGGGCCGUCGUUGAGGUCGAUGGGAGGGUCGUAUAUGCUGGGUGGCACGGAGCGGCCGGGGACGGGGCCGGGGACGGGGCCGGGGCGAGGUUGGAGGGGGAGAUGGUAUUCGUUGAUGUUGAAGGGAAACGGGCGGGCUCCGAGAUCAUGGCUUCGGUGAGGGGGUUGCCUGACACUCUGUGA
Molecule: messenger RNA, 2277 nt
Organism: Colletotrichum higginsianum IMI 349063
Lineage: Eukaryota; Fungi; Ascomycota; Sordariomycetes; Glomerellales; Glomerellaceae
Product: alpha-L-rhamnosidase A
Exons: 2
Coding region: 1-2277 (758 amino acids)
Biological process (GO): carbohydrate metabolic process
Source: RefSeq, a predicted model, not a curated record